Messenger RNA from Austrofundulus limnaeus, 1673 nucleotides. RefSeq names its product BTB/POZ domain-containing protein kctd15. Bases 768 to 1568 code for a protein of 266 amino acids. Lineage: Eukaryota; Metazoa; Chordata; Actinopteri; Cyprinodontiformes; Rivulidae. Gene Ontology annotation, biological process: protein homooligomerization. The record is from RefSeq and is a predicted model, not a curated record. Gene Ontology annotation, molecular function: protein binding. The transcript has 5 exons.
UUCAUGUUUAUUACAAAAAUUUGACGUCCCAGGCCCUUUGAGCUACCAUACUUUGAAUUUAAAGUGGUUCUUCACUACUUUUAGCUUUUGGCUGUGGUGACGAUGAUGAUCCUCUUCAUCAGCUGAAUCCAUGGAGGGUUUAAAAGUGUGGGAUGAAGAAGCUGUUGGUCAUGUCAAAGAGGGCGGAGCCAGGUUACCUGGACAGGUGAGGCAGGCAGCAUCACUAACUGAUCUUAAUCUUCAUCCUGGUGAUGAAGACUCUGAGCAGCACCAGAACUUUCUGUAAACUCGUGGAGGUCAAAAGUCACCAGGAUGCUCCAGUGCUUCAUGGCACGCGCUCUGCUGCUCGGAGCGGUUCGAGGCGGGGUGAGGGUUCGGUGGUUCUGCAGUGAACUGGGUCAGUGUGCGCGCACCCACUCAGCACGGUCAUGGAAAUGGCGCGCGUGGCCGCGGGCCAUUGGGGUGUCUUGGAUGACGAUGAUGAUGAUGGAGCUUCGUCUGCUCGAGGACCGGAGUCUGGAUCAGGACGAGCUGAGGAACAGCUGCUGCCUCCCCCACCCGGAUCAGUCGGGGCGGGACAGAUCCCUCCCGACCCCCCGGGGGUCUGAAGAGGCCCGGGGCCACGCUCCUCUUCCAGCCCUGCUGAUUUCAUUCUGACGGAGACGCGAUCUGAUCUGGCUGCUUCGGCUUCUCUCACACCGCAGGACCCACAGAACCGAACCGAACUGGGCUGAAGAGCAGCCGGAACCCGGAGCCGCAGACUCCCCAUGUCCUCUCAGGAGGGGCGGAGCCUGUCCAGGAUGUCUGUAAGCCACUCACCUGUUUCACCUGUGGGUGCCCAGGGCAUCCCGUCCCCCGCUCAGCUCACCAAGGCCAACGCCCCCGUGCACAUUGAUGUGGGGGGCCACAUGUACACCAGCAGCCUGGCCACGCUCACCAAGUUCCCUGAGUCCAGGAUCAGCCGUCUGUUCAACGGUUCUGACCCGAUCGUGCUGGACGGUCUGAAGCAGCACUACUUCAUCGACCGAGAUGGAAACAUCUUCCGCUACAUCCUGAGCUUCAUGAGGACCUGCAGGCUGCUGCUGCCUGAGGACUUCCAGGACUUCCCCCAGCUGUACGAGGAGGCCCGGUUCUACCAGCUGACCCCGAUGGUGCGGGAGCUGGAGCGCUGGCAGGCGGAGCGGGAAGCCAGACGAGCGGCGCCGCCCUGCGAGGUUCUGGUGGUCCGGGUCACACCGGACCUGGGCGAGAGGAUUGCCGUGAGCGGAGAGAAGGUUCUGAUUGAGGAGGUCUUCCCCGAGACUGGAGACGUCAUGUGUAACUCUGUGAACGCCGGCUGGAACCUGGACCCGACCCACGUGAUCCGCUUCCCGCUCAACGGAUACUGCAGACUGAACUCUGUACAGGUCCUGGAGCGUCUCUUUCAUAAAGGCUUCAGCAUGAAGGCGUCGUGCGGCGGCGGCGUGGACUCCACCCAGUUCAGCGAGUAUAUCCUGUGCCGCGAGCUGACGCUCAGCAGGUCCAGGAGCAGCAGCCCGAUACGGGUCAAACAGGAACCUCUGGACUGAGCUCAGGGACUCACCUGGAUCAGGACUCACCUGAGCCGGACCCAAACAGCUGGACUCGACCCGUUUGUGUUUGGUUCAGAUAAAGAGAGAAAAAUUCAGACAAAA